Molecule: messenger RNA, 477 nt
Organism: Punica granatum (pomegranate)
Lineage: Eukaryota; Viridiplantae; Streptophyta; Magnoliopsida; Myrtales; Lythraceae
Source: RefSeq, a predicted model, not a curated record
AUGGACAUCCCCUGUGCUUACCGUGAGUUCGUACUUCCCGUUUCCAAUGUUCGGGCAUUCAGGGCAUUCAUCAUCGACGGAUGCAACCUUAUGCCCAAGCUGCUCCCUCAUUUCAUCAAGCAUGUAUAUUUAGUCAAUAGAGAUGGAGGACCUGGAACCAUCCAGCGGGUCAUCUUCAAAUCAGGCGGCGAAGACUUGUACAGGGUCGAUACCUUUGAUCCAGAAAACUACGCUUACAAGGCAACUUUAAGUAAGGGCUGCAUGCUACAUGAGAAGUUCGACUCGGUGAUAUACAAGCUCAGAUUUGUAGCUUCAGGAGGCCCCGACAAAUGCAUUGUUAAGAUGGCGAUCGAGUACCACAUGAAGGAAGGCAGACGACUCAAAGAAGAGGACAUUGAGAGAGGCCAACAAAGAGUAAUUGGAUUCUACCAAACCAUGGCAGCAUACCUCAUCGCGAACCCCGACGCAUACAAGUAA